AUGCCUGAGCCGGGGAAGAAGCCAGUAUCAGCCUUCAGCAAGAAGCCACGGUCAGCGGAGGUGGCCGCCGGCAGCUCUGCCGUGUUCGAGGCCACGACGGAGCGGCCGGGGGUGCAGGUGCGCUGGCAGCGGGCUGGCGGCGACAUCAGCGCCAGCGACAAGUACGGGCUGGCAGCCCAGGGCGCUCGGCACACGCUGACGGUGCGGGACGUGGGCCCCGCCGACCAGGGGUCCUAUGCGGUCAUCGCCGGCUCCUCCAAGGUCAAGUUUGACCUGAAGGUCACAGAGGCAGAGAAGGAAAAGCCUGCACCAGGCCCCCCUCCUGCUCCUGCUCAGGCUCCCGGAGCCCCCACAGAAGCCCAGGCCCCCACCACAGAACAGGAAGGAGGCCCUGCAAGCUCCCCCGAUGGUGCCCCGAAUGGCCUUACUGUCCCCGAUGGCGCUGGUGCCUCCGAUGACCCCAUUGGCCUCUUUCUGAUGCGGCCACAGGAUGGCGAGGUGACCGUGGGAGGCAGCAUCACCUUCUCGGCGCGUGUGGGGGGGGCCAGCCUCCUGAAGCCGCCCCUGGUCAAGUGGUUCAAGGGCAAGUGGGUGGACCUGAGCAGCAAGGUGGGCCAGCACCUGCAGCUUCAUGACAGCUACGACAGGGCCAGCAAGGUCUAUCUCUUUGAGCUGCACAUCACAGAUGCCCAGGUCACUUCCGCUGGCGGCUACCGCUGUGAGGUGACCACCAAGGACAAAUUUGAUAGCUGCAACUUCAACCUCACUGUCCACGAGGCCAUUGGCCCUGGAGAUCUGGACCUGAGAUCCGCUUUCCGCCGCACGAGCCUGACUGGAGGCAGUCGGCGAACCAGUGACAGCCAUGAGGACGCUGGCACCCUGGACUUCAGCUCGCUGCUCAAGAAGAGCAGCAGUUUCCGGAUCCCGCGGGACGGGAAGCUGGAAGCCCCGGCCGAGGAGGACGUGUGGGAGAUCCUGCGGCAGGCGCCUCCCUCGGAGUACGAGCGCAUAGCCUUCCAGCACGGGGUCACCGACCUCCGCGGCAUGCUCAAGAGGCUCAAGGGCAUGAAGCAGGACGAGAAGAAGAGCACAGCCUUCCAGAAGAAGCUGGAGCCAGCCUACCAGGUGAGCAAGGGCCAGAAGAUCCGGCUGACCGUGGAGGUGGCCGACCCCGACGCCGAGGUCAAGUGGCUGAAGAAUGGACAGGAGAUCCAGAUGAGCGGCAGCAAGUACAUCUUUGAGUCGGUCGGCAACAAGCGCACCCUGACCAUCAGCCAGUGCUCGCUGGCGGACGACGCGGCCUACCAGUGUGUGGUGGGGGGCGAGAAGUGCAGCACCGAGCUGUUUGUCAAAGAGCCCCCGGUGCUGAUCACACGGCCGCUGGAGGACCAGCUGGUGAUGGUGGGACAGCGUGUGGAGUUCGAGUGUGAGGUGUCUGAAGAGGGGGCGCAGGUGAAAUGGCUCAAGGAUGGGGUGGAGCUGACCCGGGAGGAGACCUUCAAAUACCGGUUCAAGAAGGACGGCCAGAAGCACCACCUGAUCAUCAACGAGGCCACGCUGGAGGACGCCGGCCACUAUGCGCUGCGCACCAGUGGGGGCCAGGCGCUGGCCGAGCUCAUUGUGCAGGAGAAGAAGCUGGAGGUGUACCAGAGCAUCGCGGACCUGACGGUGGGCGCGAAGGACCAGGCGGUGUUCAAGUGUGAGGUGUCGGAUGAGAACGUGCGUGGCGUGUGGCUGAAGAACGGGAAGGAGCUGGUACCCGACAGUCGCAUAAAAGUGACCCACAUUGGGCGGGUCCACAAGCUGACCAUCGACGAUGUCACGCCUGCAGACGAGGCCGACUACAGCUUCGUGCCUGAGGGCUUCGCCUGCAACCUGUCUGCGAAGCUCCACUUCAUGGAGGUCAAGAUCGACUUUGUGCCCAGGCAGGAACCGCCCAAGAUCCACCUGGACUGCCCAGGCCGCACGCCCGAUACUAUUGUGGUCGUGGCUGGGAACAAGCUACGCCUCGACGUCCCCAUCUCCGGGGACCCCGCGCCCACGGUCAUCUGGCAGAAGGUCAUCACACAGGGGAAGUCUGGGCCAGCCUCCGAUGCCCCAGGGGAUGCGGGCGCCAGUGACGAGUGGGUGUUUGACAAGAAGGUGCUUUGUGAGACUGAGGGCCGAGUCCGGGUAGAGACCACCAAGGAUCGAAGCAUCUUCACCGUCGAGGGCGCAGAGAAGGAAGAUGAGGGUGUCUACAUGGUCACAGUAAAGAACCCCGUGGGAGAGGAUCAGGUCAACCUCACGGUCAAGGUCAUCGAUGUACCGGAUGCCCCUGCGGCCCCGAAGAUCAGCAGCGUGGGCGAGGAUUCCUGCACCGUGCAGUGGGAGCCCCCUGCCUACGACGGCGGGCAGCCGGUCCUGGGCUACAUCCUGGAGCGCAAGAAGAAAAAGAGCUACCGCUGGAUGCGGCUCAACUUCGACCUGCUGCGCGAGCUGCAGCACGAGGCCAGACGCAUGAUCGAGGGUGUGGUGUACGAGGUGCGAGUCUACGCGGUCAACGCCGUCGGCAUGUCCCGGCCCAGCCCCGCCUCGCAGCCCUUCAUGCCUAUCGGUCCCCCUAGCGAGCCCACCCACCUGGCGGUGGAUGAUGUCUCCGACACGACCGUCUCCCUCAAGUGGCGGCCCCCGGAGCGCGUGGGAGCGGGCGGCCUGGACGGCUACAGCGUGGAGUACUCCCUGGAGGGUUCCCCGGAGUGGGUGGCCGCCCUGCCGGGGCUGACGGAGCGCACGUCCAUGCUGGUGAAGGACCUGCCCACGGGUGCCCGGCUGCUGUUCCGUGUGCGGGCGCACAACGUGGCGGGGCCCGGGGCCCCCGUCACCACCAAGGAGCCUGUGACCGUGCAGGAGAUAUUGCAGCGGCCCCGGCUCCAGUUGCCCAGGCACCUGCGGCAGACCAUCCAGAAGAAGGUUGGGGAGUCCGUGAACCUCCUCAUUCCUUUCCAGGGCAAGCCCCGGCCUCAGGUGACCUGGACUAAAGAGAGGCAGCCGCUGGCCGACGGGGAGGUGAGCAUUCGCAACAGCCCCACGGACACCAUCCUGUUCAUCCGGGCCGCCCGGCGCGCCCACUCGGGCACCUACCAGGUGACGCUGCGCAUCGAGAACAUGGAGGACAAGGCCACGCUGGUCUUACAGGUCAUCGACAAACCGAGUCCCCCCGAGGAUCUCCUGGUCACUGAGGCGUGGGGCUUCAACGUGGCUCUGCAGUGGAAGCCACCCCAAGAUGAUGGCAAUACAGAGAUCUUGGGUUACACAGUGCAGAAAGCUGACAAGAAGACCAUGGAGUGGUUCACGGUGCUGGAGCAUUACCGGCGCACCCACUGCGUGGUGUCUGAGCUCAUCAUCGGCAACGGCUACUACUUCCGGGUCUUCAGCAAUAACGUGGUGGGGCCCAGUGACAAAGCUGCCACCACCAAGGAAGCUGUCUUUAUCCCCAGGCCAGGCAUCGCCUACGAGCCACCCAACUACAAGGACCUGGACUUCUCUGAGGCCCCCAGCUUCACCCACCCCCUAGUGAACCGCUCCGUCAUCGCUGGUUACAACACCACCCUCUGCUGCGCUGUCCGGGGUAGCCCCAAGCCCAAGAUCUCCUGGCUGAAGAAUGGCCUGGACCUGGGAGAAGACGCCCGCUUCCGCAUGUUCAGCAAGCAGGGAGUGCUGACCCUGGAGAUCAGAAAGCCCUGCCCCUUCGACGGGGGUGUCUAUGUCUGCAGGGCCACCAACUUGCAAGGCGAGGCACAGUGUGAGUGCCGCCUGGAAGUUCGAGGGCCCAAAUCAGAGGCUCAGUCCUGGCCCCUGGUCCAGGGCAGCCAGGAAAUUGGACCCAAGGCGGAGGAGAGUGCUGGGUCAGCCUUCGCCAGGCCUGGCUGCAAGGAGGCAUCCUUCAAGGCCAGGCAGCCAGGAGCCCAAGGGGGGGAGACGCUGCCCGCAGACUCAGAGCUGUACACCGAGCUCGGCCUCUCACCAGCCGGCCCUGGCUCGGGGCCCGGGGGUACUCCCAGCCCACCAGUCUGCUUUCUCCCGCCAAAGGCAGAGAGACCACGGGCAAUCGCUGCUCAGCAAAAAGCGGCCCACAGCGCCGCCGCGCGGCCGGGGCGGAAACCACAGCAGGCGGCGGUGCUGCCGCUGGGCAAGGCCUAG
This is a messenger RNA of Condylura cristata (star-nosed mole), 4182 nucleotides long. RefSeq names its product myosin binding protein C, cardiac (gene MYBPC3). The record is from RefSeq and is a predicted model, not a curated record. The transcript is spliced from 35 exons. Gene Ontology annotation, molecular function: protein binding. NCBI's taxonomy places the organism in Eukaryota, Metazoa, Chordata, Mammalia, Eulipotyphla, Talpidae. The coding region runs from base 1 to 4182 and encodes 1393 amino acids.